Messenger RNA from Urocitellus parryii (Arctic ground squirrel), 13025 nucleotides. The record is from RefSeq and is a predicted model, not a curated record. NCBI's taxonomy places the organism in Eukaryota, Metazoa, Chordata, Mammalia, Rodentia, Sciuridae.
GAGAGCGGCCGCCUUCGCCCUUGCCGGGCUCGCGCUGGGGCUGAGCAUCAGGCUGGCGGCAGAGGCGCUGCAUWCGGAGCGGUCCCGGAGCCGGUGAACUGGGCGGUCUCGAGGGCGGGGCACUGGGAGAAGAGGGCGGCCGCUGUGCCUUGCGCAGCCGAGGAAGAUGGUAUUCGAGUCGGUGGUCGUGGACGUGUUGAACCGGUUCUUGGGGGACUAUGUGGUGAACCUGGACACGUCCCAGCUCUCUUUGGGCAUCUGGAAAGGAGAUGUGUCCCUCAAGAAUCUUGAAGUCAAAGAAAAUGCCCUGAGUCAACUGGAUGUGCCCUUUAAAGUUAAAGUUGGUCAUAUUGGUAAUCUUAAACUUAGAAUUCCAUGGAAAAACCUUUAUACUCAACCAUUUGAAGCUGUAUUAGAAGAUAUUUAUUUACUCAUAGUGCCUUCUUCCAGAAUAAAAUAUGAUCCUUUAAAGGAAGAAAAACAACUCCUAGAAGCAAAGCAACAGGAAUUAAAAAGAAUAGAAGAAACAAAGCAAAAAGUAGUUGAUCAAGAACAACAGCGGGAAGAGAAACAGGAUACUUUUACAGAAAAAUUAGUUACUCAGAUCAUAAAAAAUCUUCAAGUGAAAAUUUCCAACAUCCAUAUUCGUUAUGAAGAUGAUAUCACAAAUCGUGAGAAACCACUGUCAUUUGGUAUUUCUUUACAAAAUCUCAGCAUGCAGACCACUGAUCAGUACUGGGUUCCAUAUUUACAAGAUGAAACUGAGAAACUAGUUCGUAAGUUAAUUCGAUUGGACAAUCUUUUUGCCUACUGGAAUGUACACUCUCAGAUGUUUUAUCUUAAUGAUUAUGACAAAUCAUUGGACAACUUGAAGAAUGGCGUUGUUAAAGAACAUAUUGUUCCACAAGGUUAUGAUUUUGUAUUUCGCCCCAUAUCUGCUAAAGCCAAACUUCAGAUGAAUCGCCGAUCAGAUUUCGACUUUUCUGACCCCAAAAUAAACUUGGAAGUUGAGUUACAUAGCAUAGCAAUUGAAUUUAAUAAACCACAGUAUUUCAGUGCUAUGGAGCUUCUUGAAUCAGUUGAUAUGAUGACACAAAACCUGCCAUACAGGAAAUUCAAACCUGAUGUUCCUCUUCAUUUCCAUGCCAAGGAAUGGUGGGCUUACGCUAUACAUGGUAUUCUUGAAGUAAAUGUUUGCCCCAGCUUACGGAUGUGGUCAUGGAAGCAUAUUCGGGAACAUAGACAAAAACUGAAGCAAUAUAAAGAACUAUACAAGAAAAAGUUAACAAAUAAGAAACCACCUGGUGAAAUUCUCAUGUCUUUAGAGGAGCUGGAAAAAGCCUUGGAUGUCUUUAAUAUAACUAUAGCUAGACAACAGGCAGAAGUUGAGUUAAAGAAAACUGGACACAAGAUUUAUAAAGAAGGAAUAAUUGAUCCAGAGGAUAACAAAGGAUGGUUUAACUGGCUAUGGACUUGGUCAGAAUCACAUACUAAAGAACAACCAGAUGUUAAACCUGGAAUUCUGGAAGAAAUGUUGACACUUGAAGAAAAGGCUUUACUCUAUGAAGCAAUUGGCUAUAGUGAAACAGCAGUUGAUCCAACCUUGCCCAAAACAUUUGAAGCCCUGAAGUUUUUUGUUCAUUUGAAAAGUAUGUCCAUCGUUCUAAGGGAAAAUAACCAAAAACCUGAGCUGAUACACAUUGUAGUAGAAGAAUUUAGCACGUUAAUUGUGCAAAGACCAGGAGCACAAGCAAUCAAAUUUGAAACCAAAAUAGACUCAUUUCAUAUUACUGGCUUACCAGAUAAUUCAAAAAAACCCCGCCUCCUGUCUUCAUUGGAUGGUACAUCACUCUUCCAGAUUAUAUUUGAGAUUAAUCCAUUAGAUGAAACUGUUUCUCAGAGGUGUAUCAUAGAAGCUGAACCAUUGGAAAUGAUAUAUGAUGCAAGGACAGUGAAUAGUAUAAUAGAAUUCUUCAGGCCUCCAAAAGAGGUACAUCUAGCACAGCUCACUUCAGCAACUUUAACAAAACUUGAAGAAUUUCGUGAAAAGACAGCAACAGGUCUUUUGUAUAUUAUUGAAACACAGAAAGUUCUUGACCUCAGAAUUAACUUGAAGGCUUCAUACAUUAUUGUCCCACAAGAUGGAAUUUUUACUCCUACAUCUAAUCUACUACUUUUGGAUCUUGGUCAUCUAAAGGUGACAAGUAAAGUUCGUUCAGAAUUACCAGAUGUGAAACAAGGUGGGCCCAACCUUGAAGAAAUUAUGCAAAGAGCUUAUGAUUCCUUUGAUAUUAACCUUACAAGCAUACAACUACUUUAUAGUAGAGUGGGUGAUAAUUGGAAAGAAGCACGAAAACUCAAUGUAUCUACACAGCAUAUUUUGGUGCCCAUGCACUUCAAUGUGGAACUCUCUAAGGCCAUGGUUUUCAUGGAUAUAAAGAUGCCCAAAUUCAAGGUUUCUGGAGAGUUACCUCUUGUUUCUUUACGAAUCUCUGAUAAAAAACUGCAAGGGAUUAUGGAAUUGGUGGAAAGCAUUCCAAAACCUAUAUUUGCAACUGAUGUAUCUGCCCCUGUCAAAUCAAUUCAGGUUCAAGCAUAUACUGGUUUAGGACCGUCACAUAUUUCACAGAAAAUNUUCAAAAUGAAGCAGCUUCCUUCAAACACAUUACAGGACUCAGAAGAAGAAUUUUUUGAUGCACCAUGUAGUCCCUUGGGAGAGUUUCCUCAAGUUCCAGUUAGAGUUAAAAGUACUCAACACAAAAAAUUACAAAAGCAAGAUUGUUCAGUAAAUUUGACUGAGAUUAAAAUGCGAUUUGAAGUAGCAGAGGUUUUGAUUCAAUUUUAUCACCUUGUGGGAGAUUGUGAACUACCUGUGGUAGAAAUUGAUGUUUUAGGAUUAGGCACAGAAGUUGAACUUAGAACAUUUGAUUUGAAAGCAAGUGCCUUUUUGAAAGAGUUCUGCUUAAAAUGUCCAGAAUACUUAGAUGAAAACAAGAAACCUGUUUAUUUGGUCACAACACUGGAUAACACRAUGGAAGAUCUGUUAACAUUGGAAUAUGUGAAGGCUGAAAAUAAUGCACCUGAUUUGAAAAGUACCUAUAACAAUGUUUUACAACUGCUUAAGGUGAAUUUUUCAUCUUUGGAUAUUCAUUUACAUACUGAAGCACUUCUGAAUACAAUGAAUUAUCUCAAUAACAUCCUUCCACAAUCAGUGGAAAAACCAACCUCAGUGUCUGUUCCAGAGACUGAAGACAAAGGAGAUGUCAUUAAAAAAUUGGCUUUAAAACUAUCCAUGAAUGAAGAUAUUAUAACCUUGCAGAUUUUAGCAGAAUUAUCAUGUAUACGGAUUUUUAUUCAAGAUCAGAAACAUAACAUUGCCGAAAUUAAGAUUGAAGGACUUGAUUCUGAAAUGAUUAUGAGGACUUCAGUUAUGGAAGUAAAUGCCAAGCUAAGGAAUAUAAUUGUUUUGGAUUCUGAUAUAAUGGCUGUGUACAAAAAGGCUGUGUAUAUCACUGGAAAAGAAGUUUUCAGCUUCAAAAUGGUGUUUUACACGAAUGUAACUGCUGGUUCUGCAGACACAGAUAUGAAUGUGGUUGACGUUGGGUUUAAUUUAACUGUUGGUUGCAUUGAAGUCGUUUUUGUCACAAAAUUUCUAUAUUCCAUAAUAGCUUUUAUAGAUAAUUUUCAAGCAGCAAAACAAGCCUUGGCUGAAGCAACUGUUCAGGCAGCAGGAAUGGCUGCUACUGGUGUAAAAGAACUGGCACAAAGGAGUUCUAGAUUUGCAUUAGAUAUUCACAUCAAAGCCCCAGUUGUGGUUAUCCCACAGUCUCCUGUUUCUGAAAAUGUUUUCGUUGCUGAUUUUGGACUUAUUACAAUGAAAAAUACAUUUGUUCAAAUAUCAGAGAGCCAGAACUAUCCCCCACCUGUUAUUGACUUGAUAACAAUAAAGCUGAGUGAAAUGAGACUAUAUAGGUCUCAGUAUUUUAAUGAUGCAUACCAGGAAGUACUGGACCUAUUACUGCCAUUAAAUCUUGAAGUGGUUGUUGAGCGAAAUAUGUCCUGGGAAUGGUACCAAGAAGUUCCUUGUUUUAAUGUAAAUGCUCAGCUAAAACCUAUGGAGUUUAUUCUUAGUCAAGAAGAUAUGACUACUAUUUUUAAAACAUUAUAUGGCAACUUGUGGUAUGAAGAUAUUCAUGCCUCACCUGUUAGUGUGAAAGACCACUCUGGCAAUUCURAUGGAGUAGCUAAUGCUUCAUACCAUUCAGGAGGAGCAACUGUGGUAACAGCUGCUGUUGUAGAAGUACAUUCACAUGCUUCUCAAGUUAAGACAACACUAAAUAUGAGUUUCAAAACUGAUUAUCUCACCAUGGUACUGUAUAGUCCAGGUCCUGAACAGGAUGCUUUUACAGAUGUUCGUGAUCCUUCUUUGAAACUUGCUGAAUUUAAGUUGGAAAAUAUUACAAGUAAUUUGAAAAUGUAUACAGAUGAAUCAAUAUUUUCUUCUUUCUCAUUAAGAAACUGUAUUUUAGAUGAUAAAAGACCUCACAUCAAGAAAGCAACUCCUAGAAUGAUAGGACUGACAGUUGGGUUUGACAAAAAGGACAUGAUGGAUGUUAAGUUUAGGAAAAUCCGAGAUGGUUCUGUUACUGAUGCAGUCUUUCAAGAAAUGUAUAUUUGUGCAAGUGUGGAAUUCCUGCUGACAGUUGCAAAUGUCUUUUUGGAGGCAUACACAGCAGGGUCUAUUACAGAGACCAAUGUUCAAGCAUGGACUUCUAAAGAAGCACCUGUACAGGAGUCAGAGAAAUGGGAAGUUAAUAUUCUUAUUAAAAACCCUGAAAUUGUGUUUGUGGCUGACAUGACAAAAAAUGAUGCUCCUGCCUUGGUCAUUACAACACAAUGUGAAAUUUGCUGUAAAGGUGACAGUAAAAAUAGUACAAUAACUGCUGCUAUUAAAGAUCUCCAAAUCAGAGCAUGCCCAUUUCUUCCAGCCAAGAGAAAAGGCAAAAUCACUACUGUUUUGCAGCCCUGUGACUUGUUUUUUCAGUCUACUCAGACAGGUACAGAUCCACAAGUGAUUGAUAUUUCAGUAAAAUCCCUUACACUAAAGGUUUCACCAGUUAUCAUAAAUACCAUGAUUACUAUAACUUCAGCACUUUAUACAACUAAAGAAACCACCCCAAAAGAGAUGGCUUCUUCUUCAGCACAUUUAUGGGAAAAGAAGGAUACAAAGAAUUUAAAAAUGUGGUUUCUUGAAGGGUCAAAUGAAACUGAAAAAAUAUCUCCCUCAGUUGAAUUGGUACCCAAAGGAGAGAUGAUGAAAUUGAACAUUGAUUCUAUUUUUCUGGUUCUUGAGGCUGGAGUUGGUCAUAGAACAGUGCCUAUGCUUUUGGCAAAGUCAUGUUUUUCAGGGGAAGGCAAAAACUGGAGUAGUCUAAUAAAUCUCCACUGUCAGCUUGAGCUAGAAGUUCAUUAUUAUAAUGAAAUGUUUGGUGUAUGGGAGCCAUUGCUUGAACCAUUAGAAAUUGACCAGACUGAAGACUUUAGACCAUGGAAUCUUGGAAUCAAGAUGAAAAAGAAAGCAAAACAAGCUAUUGUUGAGUCAGAUUCUGAAGAAGAAAACUACAAAGUGCCAGAAUAUAAAACUGUCAUCAGUUUCUAUUCAAAAGAUCAGUUAAACAUUACAUUAUCCAAAUGUGGCCUUGUAAUGUUAAGUAAUUUAGUUAAGGCAUUUACCGAAGCUGCUACUGGAUCUGCACCUGUCUUUGUAAGGGAUCUAGCACCAUUUAUGAUUUUAAAUUGUCUUGGACUUACAAUCUCUGUUUCACCAAGUGAUUCUUUUAAUGUACUCAAUGUUCCUCUGGCAAAGUCAUAUACAUUAAAAAAUAUGCAAAGUUUAAGUAUGGAUUAUGUWCGAACUAAGGACAAUGACCAUUUUAAUGCAAUGACCAGCCUAAGCAGCAAACUCUUCUUCAUUCUUCUUACUCCUGUUAACCACUCGACUGCUGAUAAGAUUCCUUUAACAAAAGUAGGACGAUGUCUGUACACUGUAAGACACAGAGAAUCUGGAGUUGAAAGAUCUAUUGUUUGUCAAAUUGAUGCAGUAGAAGGAAGUAAGAAGAUAACAGUUCGCUCACCAGUGCAGAUUAGAAAUCAUUUUUCAAUUCCAAUCUCUGUUUAUGAAGGAGAUACUUUAUUGGGAAUUGCUUCACCUGAAAAUGAAUUCAACAUACCAUUAGCAUCUUACCGGACUACCAGGAGCCGGAGUGGCAACAUAGGCAUGGGUACCCACCCACCUGAGCAGAAAUCCCAGAUGCUGCUCCCACACAGGACACCCAGCAGCUACCAACGUGCAGGAACUCCACCUGCCAUUCCCGGGAUUGAAAAUACAGUUUUUACUCUCAAUGAAGGAUAUUCAGCCCAGGUUUAUACUGAGCAAGUGGAUAAAACCAAACUACAUUUAAAAUUGCUUGAUUAUCUUAAUCAUGAUUGGAAAAGUGAAUUUUAUAUAAAAUCUAAUCAACAAGACAUUAGUUUCAUCAGUUUUACCUGUGUUACAGAAAUGGAAAAGACUGAUUUAGAUAUUGCUAUCCACAUGACUUACAACACUGGUCAGGCAAUCGUGGCAUUUCAUAGUCCAUACUGGAUGGUCAAUAAAACUGGCCGAAUGUUACAAUACAAAGCAGAUGGAAUUCAUCGAAAGCAUCCACCUAAUUACAAAAAGCCAGUUCUCUUUUCUUUUCAGCCAAAUCACUUUUUUUAUACCAAUAAGGUUCAGCUUAUGGUAACUGAUAGUGGGUUGUCAGAUCAGUUUUCAAUUGAUACUGUUGGUAGUCAUGGAGCUGUUAAAUGCAAAGGCCCAAAAAUGGAAUAUCAAGUUGGUGUCACUAUAAACCUUAGCAGUUUUAACAUUACCAGAAUUGUGACAUUUACUCCUUUUUAUAUGAUUAAAAACAAGAGCAAAUAUCAUAUAUCAGUKGCUGAAGAGGGAAGUGAUAAAUGGCUUUCUCUUCAAUUGGAGCAGUGUAUCCCCUUUUGGCCUGAGGAUGCUGGCAGUAAACUUCUUAUUCAAGUUGAAAGGACUGAAGGUCCUCCAAAAAGGAUAUAUUUUAACAAGCAAGAAAAUUGUAUUUUAUUGCGUCUGAAUAAUGAGCUUGGAGGUAUCAUAGCAGAAGUUAAUUUGGCUGAGCAUUCAACCAUUAUUACAUUUUCAGAUUACCAUGAUGGAGCAGCUACAUUCCUGUUAAUAAAUCACACUAAGAAUGAUCUUGUUCAGUACCAACAAAGUUGUCUCAGUGAUAUUGAAGAUUCCCUUCCUCCUGGAAAAGCAGUGUUUUAUACCUGGGCUGAUCCUGUGGGCUCUAGAAAAUUAAAGUGGAUUUGUGGAAAAAGCCAUGGGGAAGUAACACAAAAGGAUGAUAUGAUGACACCUAUAAAUUUGGGAAAAAAGACCAUUUAUUUAGUUUCAUUCUUUGAAGGCUUACAGCGCAUUAUUUUAUUCACUGAAGAUCCAAGAGUGUUUAAAGUGACAUAUGAAAGUGAGAAAGCAGAGUUAGCAGAGCAAGAAAUUGUGUUGGCAUUACAAGAUGUUGGAAUUUCUCUUGUCAACAAUUAUACAAAGGAAGAAGUAGCCUAUAUAGGCAUUACAAGUUCUGAUGUGGUUUGGGAAACAAAGCCCAAGAAGAAGGCAAGAUGGAAGACAAUGAGUGUAAAGCAUACUGAGAAGUUAGAAAAAGAAUUUAAGGAAUAUACUGAAUCUUCACCCUUAGAAGACAAGGUUAUUGAGUUGGACACUAAUAUUCCGGUUCGAUUCACACCUAGUGGGAUUAACAUGAAAAUUUUGCAACCACAUGUACAAGCUAUUCGAAGAAACUAUCUUCCAGCAUUAAAAGUGGAAUAUAGCACAUCUGCACAUCAAUCAUCAUUUAGAAUUCAGAUUUACAGAAUACAGAUUCAAAACCAGAUUCCUGGUGCUAUUUUUCCAUUCGUGUUUUAUCCUAUUAAACCUCCAAAGUCUGUCACGAUGGACUCAGCACCAAAACCCUUCACAGAUGUCAGUAUUGUCAUGAGAUCUGCAGGACAUUCGCAGAUAUCACGUAUUAAGUAUUUCAAAGUGUUGAUUCAAGAAAUGGAUCUCAGGUUAGAUCUUGGUUUCGUAUAUGCUCUAGCAGACCUCAUGACAGAAGCUGAGGUGACUGGAAAAACAGAGCUUGAACUUUUUCAUAAAGAUAAAGAAGCUUUUGAAGAAGAAUAUGAGACAGUUUCAUUGGUAGAUCAAUCACAAGUCAGUCUCUAUGAAUAUUUUCAUAUAUCUCCUAUCAAGCUGCAUUUAAGUGUUUCACUGAGUUCGGGUAGAGAAGAAGCUAAAGAUUCAGAGCAUCAUGGAGGACUGAUCCCAGUUCAUUCUUUAAAUCUUUUGCUAAAGAGUAUUGGUGCCACCCUUACAGAUGUACAAGAUGUAGUUUUUAAGCUUGCCUUUUUUGAACUCAACUAUCAGUUCCAUACAACAUCUGAACUACAGUCUGAAGUAAUAAAACACUAUUCAAAACAGGCCAUUAAGCAGAUGUAUGUACUAAUUCUUGGACUUGAUGUUUUGGGAAAUCCUUUUGGCUUAAUUAGAGAAUUUUCAGAAGGUGUGGAAGCAUUUUUUUAUGAACCUUACCAGGGGGCUAUCCAGGGUCCUGAAGAGUUUGUGGAAGGAAUGGCACUAGGACUUAGAGCACUAGUUGGUGGAGCUGUCGGUGGAUUAGCUGGCGCUGCCUCCAAAAUCACCAGUGCUAUGGCUAAAGGAGUAGCAGCUAUGACUAUGGAUGAAGACUUCCAGCAGAAGAGAAGAGAAGCAAUGAAUAAGCAACCAGCUGGGCUUAGAGAAGGCAUUACUCGUGGAGGAAAAGGCUUAGUUUCUGGUUUUGUGAGUGGCAUUACAGGAAUUGUUACAAAACCAAUCAAAGGAGCUCAAAAAGAAGGAGCAGCUGGUUUCUUUAAAGGUGUUGGGAAAGGUUUAGUUGGAGCAGUGACCAGACCAACUGGAGGCAUCAUAGACAUGGCUAGCAGUACAUUUCAGGGAAUUAAAAGAGCUACAGAAUCUUAUGAAGUGGAGAGUCUACGACCUCCUCGGUUUUUUAAUGAAGAUGGAGUCAUCAGACCUUACAGGUUGAGGGAUGGUACUGGAAAUCAAAUGUUACAGGUAAUGGAAAAUGGAAGAUUUGCAAAAUACAAAUAUUUUACCCAUGUCAUGAUCAAUAAAACAGAUAUGUUUAUGAUAACUAGAAGUGGUGUAUUGUUUGUAACAAAGGGAGCAUUUGGACAACUUACAUGUGAGUGGCAGUAUAGUUUUGAUGAAUUUACCAAAGAGCCUUUCAUUGUUCAUGGGAGAAGAUUGCGUAUUGAAGCAAAGGAACGGGUGAAGUCUGUAUUCCAUGCCAAAGAGUUUGGAAAAAUAAUUAACUUCAAGACCCCAGAGGAUGCAAGGUGGAUCCUCACAAAGCUAGAAGAAGCAAGAGAACCUUCUCCAAGCCUCUGAGGGAUAACCCUGCCUGAAGACACAGCAAUCCAUUACUACAGCAUCCAUACUGUUACUUCCUAACACCUGAUGGGGAAGCGUGUUAUAGGAGUGAUUUUGAGUAUACUGUAUUCUAGAUGAUUUUUAAAAAUCAGGUAAAACAUCUAUGUGAUUAAAAUUCAUCUCUUCAGAGAACCAUUCAAUUUUCUACCAUGAAUCAAGAAAUAUUUGCUCCAGGUUAUUCUCUGUUGUGGUAGAGAAGUUGCCUGUAGCUGGUCUUCACAUGGGGUGAAGCCUUUAGUUUACAUUUUAAAUUUCAAUCACAUUUACCUCAAACUCAUGGAGUGAUGGAUAUAUUAUCAAAUCAGAUAUUGCUUUAGUGGAAUCAAGAGAACUGKGGUGGUGAUUUCUUCAGAAUCAUAAAGUCAUUUCUUUUUACAAAUUAAUAUUUUGGCAUUAUUUCCCUUCUUUUUUAAAGCAUAGGUUUAAAUUAUACUUAAACUGCAUAGCAUGAUCAUGAAAAACAGUCUCUUGAGAUUGAACGUAGAUUAAAUAAUAUCCCUUCAAGCCUCGCUUUAAGAAAGGCUUGAAGAAAUUAAUAUCAUACCCAGAAAAGGAAAGUCUCUCCCAGACUUUAGAGCCUUAGGAAACUUCAAAUCAACUCCUUGAUAGCUACUUGAUUUACCCAGAUAAUGUUUUUAAGAGACAGAUCUCAAAGGAAAAUUCCUAAAGCCUUAAAUAUACCUAUUUUCUAUUUACUGAUAACAAUAAAAUUUCCAAAUCUUGGAUACAAUGUGCCCUAAAAUCUAACCUAGUUAUCUUUUGGCCAUAGAUUAAGAAUUUCUUAUUUGCUUUCUCUAAUUAUUCAAGUAAAAAUUACUUCUUCAGUUAAAAAGGGGCCGAGGGGCAGAGGCUGAGGGAUUUUUUUUCUUGGUUUUUGUCCAAGAUCUUUGCACCUUAAUAUUCAUGGACUAUUUCAAGUGAAGGAGGAUAAAUAUGUGAUUGUGAAUUAUGAACAGAAUAGUGUAGUAUCUUAAUUAAAUUGUUAUUGAAUAAUAUAGAGUAUUUGAUGCAUGUUGUUUGUGCCAUCAAAUUAUUAUCAACUGUUUUUGAAACUGAAGACUCUAUAUAGUCAAUGGUUGUGAAAUUCUCCUCAGGCUUUUCAAACCCUUGCAUUGUUGUAAAAGCUGAAAUAAACAGCUUGCAAGAUAGUAAUUGUAUUUCUUGCUGACCAGAUCCUACUAAAUACUAUUGAUUUCUCUGAUUACAAAAACUCAUUGUUUAUUAUCAGUAGUUUCACCCAAAAUGCUUUUUCCUUUGCCAAAGAUAAACUGAAUAGAAAGAAGAUGACAAAUUUUAAACCACAUGGUGGUGUGUGUCCCCAUGGUGAUCUUUGUUCAAAGUAAUGUACUUAUAUUCACUGUUGCUGAGCUCCUCCAGUUUUGCAUAUAUCCAAAUUAAAAAGUAGAGGUAGUCUGAAAGCUUGAUUUAGAUUGUCUCCAUUUGGAAUGUUGCUUUACUUGAGUUCUGUUUAAUGCCAUUAGUCCAAAAACUCAUUGCUCCAGUUUCAGCAUUCAGAAAAGGUAUAGACCCCUUAAUUCUGUAGGUAUUCUAUGGUGAAGAAAAAGGGUAAAAUAGUAAGCAUAGAAAUUCUUCUGGUAUCCUCUGGCAAACAGGAGGAAUGGAUUUGUAACUAGUAUACAUUGUAAAGCCAAUGUACCUAUCUCUCCUGUUUUCCUUCUAAUGAGAACCUAGAAAAAUCUCUUCAUCUACACAUCACUUCCUCUGUCUGUAGUUUAUCAGUUGUUUUAUAAGAUUAUGUUCAUCUGAACAAAAAAGAAUAAGAAGAACAUUAAUAGAUCACUAAAAAGGGAGUAUUUAGCAUAAUACUUUACAAUUUACAGUAGUAUUAUGUUUUUUCACACACAGAAUGCAGAAUCUUCUUCCCUGAAUUACAGUGUAUACUUCUCCAAUGGCUUCCCUUUUAAAGGGAGGGCAUAUAUAUGUUGCUUCUUUCCUAAUGUUAGCAGUGUCUUGGGAGAUUGCUGUUUCCUGAAAUACCAUUUCGGUUAAAUCUUCUACAUACUGUAUGUACUAGGUCACAAUAUCAGGUGUGAGCUCCGAUUGCCAACUGUAUAGUUUUUUUUUUUUAAAAAGUUUGAACAGUCUAGAUUGUGUAAUGCCUGUUAGAUAAAGCAUAGUGUAGAUCCACAACUCAAGAGCCCUUCAGAUUGUAAGCACUAUCCUUAGAAUGAGAAGACAGGAUAGUUCUCACUUAGGCUUAUAAAACGUUUUUCUUUGCUAGCAUGUGACCCUCACUGUGAUUCAGUGAGACCAGAAAAAAAUGCAUGAAAAAAUUAGAUCUACAAAUGGCACCCAAAGACCAUGGCUAUCAUUUACUUAGGUAUAUUUCAACCUCCUAAUCACUAAGCAUUUUACUAUAAUUGGGGACAAAAGUUUUCCUUUUGAGUAAGUUGAAUUUGUUCCAUCUACCUUCUGGCUGAUUUACCAUAACAGGUGGCAAAAGCCCGUAAAAAUGGGGAAUAUAUAUGUCACUUUCUUGUAGGCCCAAAAUAUUCAUUUGCUGGGGGGUACUGUCCAAAUGUCACUCAUUUUAACUAAAGGAAAGUAAGAAUAUUAAAAGAUCACUGAUAAGGAGUCUUUAGCAUAGCAUUUUACAACUUACAAAAUUUUUUUAAAUAAUGGAUUUUCCCAUUUCUUUAAGAAAGUGUAGACAACUUGCAUUCCUUAUACCAGACUCAAUGCACAACUUAGUCAACCUGAUAUCCUUUGGUGCUAUGCAGUAUCACAAAUAGCUCCUUUACUCUAUAAAGGAACCCAUUUUACCUUUGCCUAAUCCUUUAAACAUCCUUUUGAAGUUGCAUCUUAUGGUUUAUGCUAACCCAGUAAAGGUAGUGCUAGCUGGCUAAAAUUUCAUGAUUCUUAUGAUCUGUAUUUUUAGUUAUAAUGGCCAAUAUACCCAUUAGUACAACUCUUAAUUCCCACCCCCGCCCCCACACUUUUCUUUGGUUAAAGUGGUGUUUGUUUUAGAACUGUGCUUAAGCAAGGCUAGCACCUUGCUGCAUCCUGCUCUAUUACGAAUCUCAUUUGCAUCUAAUUGAAACUUUUCUACUUUAUUUCCUCUUUUGUAAAAUAAAUUGGCCCAUGUCACUUUAAAAAUGUACUUUAAAAUUAUGGAUUAGUUCUAGUUUUUUUUAAAGCAUAUGGCUUUUAAAAAUACACAUAAUUUUGGUUACCCAAAGAGCUAUGCAAGAAAUACAAUUUCAAUUUUUAUAGGUAGAUAUAUUUUUUACAUUUUAUUACUGUAUACAAAUGUAAAUUAAUUUGUAAAAUAGUUUAUCACCUACUGUGAUAGGUAUCAAACUGCUUUGAUUGAAAAUCUCUGUCAUGAACAYAAUUCAUUUCAUAUUGCUGAUAUAUUAAUGAUGUGUUCCUUUUAUGACAUUCUUGUAACAAGAAAUCCUGUGAGUCUGGUAUAAUAAAGUGUGUAAUAAUUAGAAGUUUA